AUGAGUUCCAACCAGCUUGUUCUAUUCGACGGCGAUGACGAUCGUGUCAAAAUCUUUGAUGAUGUUGAACAAUUAAAAAAAAUUCCAUCCAGUUGUAAAUUUUAUAUUUUCUGUAGUGAACCAGAAACUCUUCAGGAUAGAAUACUACUCAAUUUGUCUGACAUACCUCGGGUACAAAUACGAUCCUCGUGCAACGGGCAAGGUCUUCUGCAUUUUCUGGUCGAUGAGAUUGAUAAUUAUCCAUUUAUCUUAAUUAUUUGUGGUCCAAAUCCAUCGUAUUCACAAGAAUUUCCCAAAAUAUGGAAACGGUACGGUCGUGGCAAAUUGUUUGUUAAAAAAGUAGUCAAACCAUCCGAUAUCAAUCUANAAGCCUUCCCAAAAAAACGUUGA
Messenger RNA from Adineta ricciae, 390 nucleotides. NCBI's taxonomy places the organism in Eukaryota, Metazoa, Rotifera, Eurotatoria, Adinetida, Adinetidae. The record is from the annotation of a GenBank genome assembly.